GGGACCCACGGUAAAUUUAACCUUUCUAAGAAAUUGCCAGACUGCUUUCCAAAGUGACACUACCAUUUUAUGUUCUCAGCAGCAAUGGAUGAAGACUCCUGUUUCUACACGUCCUCACCGACACUUGUGGCCAUCACCAUGGACACCAGCCCAGACCAGUCCUUCUUCCCCGGCAGUCACUGGCUCCACUUCUCCGUGUACCUCUUCACCUUCCUAGUGGGGCUGCCCCUCAACGUCAUGGCCCUGGUUAUCUUCACGGGCAAGCUGCGCCGCCGCCCGGUGGCCGUGGACGUGCUCUUGCUCAACCUGACCCUCUCAGACCUGCUCCUGCUGCUCUUCCUGCCGUUCCACAUGAUAGAGGCAGCCAGUGACAUGCGCUGGCCCCUGCCUUUUGCUUUCUGCCCCCUCUCCAGAUUCCUCUUCUUCACCACCAUCUAUCUCACUUCCCUCUUCCUGGCAGCUGUGAGCAUCGAGCGCUUCCUGAGCGUGGCCUACCCACUAUGGUACAAGACCCGGCCGAGGCCGGGACAGGCCGGCCUGGUCAGCGUGGCCUGCUGGCUGCUGGCCGCUGCCCACUGCAGUGUGGUCUACAUCACUGAGUUCUCAGGGAACUCCUUCCGUAGUCAGAGCACCAACGUGACCUGCUUCCUGGAAUUCCAGGAGGAACAGCUGGCUGUUCUUCUGCCUGUCCGGCUGGAAAUGGCCGUGGUCCUUUUUGGGGUGCCCCUGCUCAUCACUGGUUACUGCUACAGCCGCCUGGUGUGGCUGCUCAGCAGGGGAGCCAGUCGUCACCGGCGGAGGAGGGUGAUUGGGCUCGUGGGGGCCACGCUGCUCAACUUCCUUGUCUGCUUUGGGCCUUACAAUGUGUCCCAUGUAGUGGGCUAUGUCCGGGGUGAAAGCCCACGGUGGAGAAGUUACACGCUGCUCCUCAGCACCCUGAAUUCCUGCGUCGACCCCCUUGUCUACUACUUCUCAUCGUCAGGGUUCCAAGCCGAAUUUCAGAGCCUGCUGAGGAAGCUGACUGGAGCCUCGGGCCCUUGGACACAGAAGGGCAGCGUGAAACGGAAGAAGAAUGGAGGAGAGGUCAGCCAUGGUUGCUAUCCAACAUAGAGAACAGGUAGUGGCUCGUAAUUGGAGGCCUGGGCUGAGCUACGUAUGGCCGCCAACGCAGUUCCCACUUCAAGUCAGGCAGGACCUUGGAGAGGCAGGCUGGGGACCGAUGGAGUCGGGACAGAGCAGGCACCCAGCCUCCUAAGGAUGUGCUCAGCAAAGCCCACCUCUUGAUCUCACCACGCUGCCCUCCCUUCCAUUCCCCCACAUGCUCUGGAUUCGGCUCUGGGAAGCUGUCAUGGUGACAGAUCGCUCUGGAGAAAAAUGAGCUCCUGCGGCAGCAGGCCAGUUCCUGUGCUUUUCUGAGGGCAAAGGCAGAGUUGAGAGCGGUGUUCAGGGCCUGAGGGAGCUGCCUGGUGACUUGGGACAGGAGAGGGGAAAUGAACCUACCCUGCAUUGCUGCUCCUACCCAGCAAGUCAAGAGUCGGGGCUCAGGACUCCCGGCAUGAAGGAGCAUCCUGCUGUCAUGUGGAAUUUUUCCAGAAAGUGUCUAUUUUUCAAUCAAUUCAGAUUUUCAGGGACAUUUAUAAAAAUGACAAAAGAAAAAAAUUAGCUAAAUAAAUUUGGUAGCAAGCAAA
Molecule: messenger RNA, 1688 nt
Organism: Manis pentadactyla (Chinese pangolin)
Lineage: Eukaryota; Metazoa; Chordata; Mammalia; Pholidota; Manidae
Gene: FFAR3
Product: free fatty acid receptor 3
Exons: 2
Coding region: 70-1110 (346 amino acids)
Biological process (GO): G protein-coupled receptor signaling pathway; cellular response to fatty acid
Cellular component (GO): plasma membrane
Molecular function (GO): G protein-coupled receptor activity
Source: RefSeq, a predicted model, not a curated record